UAAAUUAAUUAAUUAAUUAAAUUAACCUGAAUUAACCAGAGGAGUCGUCUUCUCUUCUUAAUUUCGUCAAUGGGCGAUGGAUCUCUACGAAGCUCCAAAAAUGGCGAAACGACCAAAUUCCGAUCCCUCCGACAGCAACAAACUCCUCUCAAUCAUGGCACAGCCAUUCCGGUGGCUUAAAAUGCUCUCAUCGGAGCUAAACCCGAGUUUCAUCGCCGGCGUGGUGCUCGUCUACGGCUUAAGCCACGGCUUCUCCGGCUCCUAUUUCAAAGUCGUAUCCGAUUACUAUUGGAAAGACGUGCAGAAGCUACAGCCGUCGGUGGUUCAGAUCUACAUCGGGAUUUACACGAUUCCAUGGGUGAUGAAGCCGAUUUGGGGGCUAUUGACGGACGCGUUUCCGGUGAGAGGGUACCUACGGAGGCCGUAUUUCGUGAUUGCGGGGGUGGUUGGGACGGCGUCGGCGGUGGCGGUGGCGAUGAAGGAAGGAUUGGGGAUUUUGGGAGCUCUAGGGCUUUUGAUUGGGAUUUCGGCGGCGAUGGCGAUUGCGGAUGUGACGAUCGAUGCUUGCAUUGUGCGGAGUAGCAUUGAAGUGCGGUGGUUGGCGCAGGAUUUGCAGAGCCUCUGUGGGGCUUGCUCUUCCAUUGGCCACUUGAUUGGGUAUUCCACCAGUGGCGUUUUUGUUCAUCUCCUCGGCGCUCAGGAAGCACUUGGGAUCCUGGCAAUUCCCCCAGCCAUGAUAAUCGUGUUGGGCUUCUUCAUACAUGAGCCACGCUCCUCCACCCUCCAAUCUUAUGGGAAGCCCAAGGGAGAGUCUUUGAAGCAAGUGGGAGUGGCCAUAAGAGACACGUGCAAAGCCAUCAAAUAUCCGCACGUGUGGAAGCCUGCGCUUUUCAUGUUCCUCUGUCUCUCUCUCAGUAUAAGUACUCACGAGGGCCAAUUCUAUUGGUACACGGACAAGAAAGCGGGCCCAGCCUUCUCUCAGGAAUCGGUGGGGCUCAUUUACGCAGUCGGCUCAGCGGCGUCUCUAAUCGGAGUACUAAUCUACCACAAAACGCUCAGAGACGUAAAAUUCCGACGAAUCCUCUUCUUCGCUCAGCUUUUCUACGGCGUCGCCGGACUUCUCGAUGUAGUUUUCAUCCUCCGGUGGAAUUUAGCCCUAAAAAUUCCGGAUGAGUUAUUCGUCGUUUUGGAAGAGUGCGUUUCUCGAAUCGUGUCGCGAAUCCGAUGGACGCCGAUGAUGGUUCUGAACACUCGACUCUGUUCCGUCGGGAUCGAAGGAACGUUCUUCGCAUUAUUGGCUUGUAUUGAUAGUCUAGGCAUGCUGUGCUCGAAAUGGAGCGGCGGAUUGGUGCUCCAUGCUUUAGGAGUCACGAGGAGUGAUUUUAGGAACCUUUGGUUGGUGGUUUUGCUUCGGAGUCUGCUGAGAUUUGUGGUUCUGGCGUUCGUUUUUCUUGUUCCUGAUGCAAGUCAAUCGGACAUUUUGGUUCCGGCCGAUCAGACGGUGAGUAGAAAAAGUUCGACGACUGUGGAGGAAGAUGGCGAUAGCAUUCCUCUCGUCUCCAUGAAAGGAGAGGGCCGAGGUUAGUGCGUUGGCGCGUCGGAUUUGAUAAGUAAGAGGAACGCUGUGCGAGUUCGGGAAGGCAUAGAAACGAGGGUAUAAUUUUGAUGAGGAAGAACGUCAAUGUUUAGGUAAUAAGGUUAUAAUUUGGUGUUAUUAUAAUUUUCAAAUUUUAUACUCCUAAUAUUGUAACUAGAUAUUAUUGCCUCUUUUUUACCUUUAGGAUGGACUCAAAGUUUUAAAAUGAGUCUAUUAGGACAAAUUUCCACCCGAAUGUUUUAUUUUUUGUCUCCAAUAGAUGUAAUUGUUGGGGGUGAAA
Cucurbita pepo subsp. pepo (vegetable marrow) is the source of this 1877-nucleotide messenger RNA. Its product is annotated as Major facilitator superfamily protein. NCBI's taxonomy places the organism in Eukaryota, Viridiplantae, Streptophyta, Magnoliopsida, Cucurbitales, Cucurbitaceae. The record is from RefSeq and is a predicted model, not a curated record.